Molecule: messenger RNA, 2628 nt
Organism: Scatophagus argus
Lineage: Eukaryota; Metazoa; Chordata; Actinopteri; Scatophagidae
Product: coiled-coil domain-containing protein 122-like
Exons: 7
Coding region: 266-1177 (303 amino acids)
Source: RefSeq, a predicted model, not a curated record
UUUCGUUUCAUCAGCCGUUAGGCGAAUAGUUGGCUAACAAAAUUAAAUUAUUUUUGUCACUGAAUUGGCUUUCAUAGACUGAGUUGCUUGAAGAUACGAAGCCAAAUUGUAUUUAUUUGUUUUUUUGUCAAUUAAUAAGUCAAUAUCGCCUUAGUUACCACUAUUUGCUAAAGUUUGACAUUUUGUCACCAGUCGGCCGCAUUAGCUAGCGUUAAACGUUGGCUAACUUAGUGGCUAAUGUUUUAACGUGUAAUGCAGUGUGAAAAUGUCACAGCGUAGAGCCAGUGAAACUGGAGCAACCCAGGACAAGCCUGAGUGUUCAUUGGCCAAGGCCGUGGAGGAUGUCUGUCUGCACGGCUACGCCCAGACUGACACCCUGAAAGAGAAGCAGAGGACGCUCAGCUCCAUGCAGGCAAGACGUUCUGAGGUCGAGAACAAAGCAGAGAAGGCAGAGCAGGAGCUUAGAUGUACAACAAGGGAGCUCCUGAUGAUUGAGGCCGAGAUGGAGCACUUGGAACAGCGAGCAAACGUCCUGCAUGAUCGCUGUGUCUCCAUCAGCAAGGAGAACGCAGAACUUCAGAUUAAGAUAAAAGAGGAGGAGGAGAGUGCUGAGAUGGCACUGAAAGAGUUCAGCACUUACCAAACAAAGAUGGAGAGUCACCGAGCGGCUGUGUUGCAUGCGGCAAGUCAGACAGACGGCCAUAAAGUGCUGGAGGAGAAGAGGGCGCUUGUCAGGAUGCUGACACAGAAGAAAGAGCAGCUGAGGGAAGAUUUGGGGAACCCGAAUGGAAACACAGUGCAGAGGGCAAAGGGAGAGACUGAUGCUCUGAAGGCGGAGAUCUCUGCAGUGAGGAAGAUGACAGCGGAGAGCAGAGAGAGACUGCGAAAAGAGGCUGAGAUUCAAACCCAUUUGAGGAAAGACAUCGAGAUCCAGAACAGGCGCUUUGAGGCCAUUGUGAAGCGCCUCCACCGCCAGCUGAGCAGGGCGCAGGCUGUCCACAGGCAAACGUCUGAAGAUGUCUACCACAUGCAGAGAGAGCUAGCAGAGCUCAAGAGGCAGCUGGAGUCGUCGCAAGACUCAACUGUCGCUUCCGCUUCACUGGGUCACUUGACGGCCUGCGAGAUGACAGUCCCACUGCUGGCUAACAAGGGCGUGACUGUGCUACUUCAGCCAUAACUCUGAACUAAUUGAACAAUGAAGCUGCCUGCAUCAGCCUCUGAGAAGAGCUACAACUUAGGAUAUUCACAUUUUGUCAUAUCUCGGUCAUACUCCCUCAAACUGAGCGUCUCUUUGCAGAAGUAGCACAAUUAUGUAAAACCAUGAUACAUCAUGGAAUUGCAUAACACUGUGGAAAUGACCAUAAUAUUGCAAAUUUGAUUUGUUGUUGCACUACAAAGACAAAAAAUACCCACGCAGCACCACGUUUUUCACAAUUUUUGCUAUAUAAAAUGUUCUACUUUUUGGAUUUUGUGACAGUUUCAAGACAUGUACAUGCAACCCUUUGACAUUUAAAACCAUUUAUUCCAUGAAAUAUGUGUGGAAAAGUGUCAGAUUUAAGCAACAGACUGUGAAGUCACUCAUUAUUACCAAGAGCUUUAACGUACAAUCAGGAAGUGUGGUUGAACGUGUGGGAGGCAAAGGACAAUGUGUGAUGAAUCAUCCGAAAGUUAGGGCUGUUUUCAUUACCCACUCAACUACAAAUUGUAGUUUAGUGGGCCAUUUCCUCUGCAGCUCGCUGAGGGAGUCUGUCCAGCCUGAACCGCAGCACUGCUCUGUCUGACUGACCUUAUUAGCAUGUUGUCAGCCUCUGUUCAGUGUUAUACUCAAGAGACAAAAAGUCACAGAUAAAUGAGCAGCAAACCACCCAAAACGGUGCUGUGCAUAUAGAUGCUUACUGCAGUGUCAAAGGCGGGUGACUUUAUUUUGUCCCCUCUUUAGUGUUUGUACCAUCGUUAGCCGCGUGAUCUUUUAAAAUGCCGGACAUAUGGCUGUUUCUUCUCUGCAUUUGGUUGUCCGACGCACUGUGUUGCACAUGCAUACCGAGGGGUUUCCACUCUGAGGAGCAAAACUCUUUAAAAUGAGAACAUUUUACAUCCUUCAAGCACAUUAGGCCUGAGCUAAUUAGUGGAUGAAUUUAGCACCAGCCUUCCACCACAUGCUGGUUUUAUUUAUUUGGCACAUUUGUCUACUCCACUUUGGCAAUCCGCCGUCACAUCAUGAUGCAUUUGGCUGUUGAAAUGGAGAACAAAUAGGGGGAGUUUAGGAAUCUACAAACAACAUAAACGGAUGAAGAUGUCAGUUUAGAGAGUUUCUUUUCCCGUAAAGACAUAAAAUAACUUUAGUCAGGUAUGUCCCCCUUAAAAGCCAUUUUUACAGCUCUGAGACGUACUUUAGCGCUCUCAUCCUGUCCAAGUCACCACGUUGACUGUUGCUAUCAAUUUGUUGGUAAAAAGUGUAGUUAAAUCAUUUAAAAUUGGCCUGCCUGCUGUCAACAUCUUUUUCGCCUUGCGUUCACCUUGUGUUGGCCCUCUGAUAAAUGAGUGUUCCGAUGAAACAUGCUUGGCCAGCUUUCAAUCGACUGAGAGGCUCCCUGCAGAACAGCUGAGCUCAUUUAUUCCUCGUCUUGA